This is a messenger RNA of Rhopalosiphum maidis (corn leaf aphid), 756 nucleotides long. RefSeq lists its product as uncharacterized. The transcript is spliced from 3 exons. Gene Ontology annotation, molecular function: structural constituent of ribosome. Gene Ontology annotation, biological process: translation. Gene Ontology annotation, cellular component: mitochondrion; ribosome. NCBI's taxonomy places the organism in Eukaryota, Metazoa, Arthropoda, Insecta, Hemiptera, Aphididae. The record is from RefSeq and is a predicted model, not a curated record. Bases 115 to 597 code for a protein of 160 amino acids.
AUAUUGCCGAUGCCGAAUCUCAACAAAGUUUUUUCAUUUUUGAUUUCAUUGACUGGUUAUUGUGAAGAUUCAUAAUAUAAGUGUUACGAUUAUUAAUUAAUAAAUACAACAACUAUGGCUGGAAGUCGUUUGGAAAAAUUGGGAACUAUAUUUACGAGAGUUAACGGCCUCAUAAAGUCAGGUGCCAUGAAAAUUGAUGAUCGACCAAUUUGGUACGAUGUGUACCGUGCGUUUCCACCUGAAUCAGAGCCACAUUAUGCAAAACCGUCUCAAUCACUGAAAAUACCAGAUAUAUUUUACCCAGAAGAUACAUUCAGAGCUAUGUUUCAAAAAGAGACUCGUGGCCAAUUACCACCAAUUAAUUUACAAGAGACUCAACAAAACCAAAAUGUUACAAAUAUAGCUGUGAACAUGGUAGUUGCUGAUCCAUCACUUUCUGUGAAUCAGGUGAUUGAUACUUUGAAAAAAACUAAUGUUUUACCAGAUUACAAAACUUCAUCCAAGAAAAUCAAUUCCCCGCCGAUAAAUGAUAGUAAUAAAUCUGAUCUUGACGAAACCAAUGUUCAUACAAAAGAAACAAAUGUGAACAGUAGUUAGUAUUUUUAGUUGAUUUUGUCAAUAAAUAUUAGAAUUUUGAAUACAUUUCAUUAAUUUGCAUGUUCAUGCCUCUUGUUUUUUGUAGUGUUAAAAUAAGAAAUGUAUAUUUUUUUUUAUUUUCUUUCAACGGUUGAAAUUAAAGUUAAUUAAAACUUAUUA